UUGAUCAAUUGAAUGACUCCAUUUUGUACAUGAAGGGCAUUGAGUCGUUCAUACCUUAGAGGAGGAGGAGGUAGCGGAUAGAAAACGCGUUCAAGCAAUAAUGGCAGGACCAGAUUCUGGAUCACAACACCAAUUUACAGGAUUAAAGAAAUACUUCAAUAGCUACACAAUAAUAGGCAGAAGAAAUUAUGUGAUACUUACAUACGGAAGUCUUCUAGUGCUCUUCCUUGGAUAUAAAAUGAAGAAACCUAAGGAAAUUUCACACAAAUAAGUUCUUAUUGUUGGACCUUCCUUGUUGUAUUGCUGUCUGUGAGUUGCAGAAGCAGAUGCAGUUCAGUAAAUCAUGAAAAAUGACUA
This is a messenger RNA of Thamnophis sirtalis, 357 nucleotides long. It is a transcript of the gene ATP5MK, whose product is annotated as ATP synthase membrane subunit k. The record is from RefSeq and is a predicted model, not a curated record. NCBI's taxonomy places the organism in Eukaryota, Metazoa, Chordata, Lepidosauria, Squamata, Natricidae. Gene Ontology annotation, cellular component: proton-transporting ATP synthase complex.